UAUGGCCUAUUAGCCUACCAAUUAGAUCUUUCUAUUACUGAGAUGAAUGGUCUAUUUCAAUUAUAAACUAUUCAGUGGUAACUAGAAGGGAAGUUUAAUCAAUACCUGCCAAAAACUAUUGAUAAACACUUUAUUGAAGCCAGUUAGUGCUUUGAAAUGCAGAGAUAGGCCUACUGACUUCCUUAAACCAGUAUAUUUAUUAUUCUUUCAGAAUUGUGUGUAGUUAAUAUGUGCGGAGAAUAUAGAUAAUAGAUUAAAAACGAACAUUUUCCGGUUUAAAAGGAGUGAUUACGACUUCAUUAUUAUAAUAGUAAUAUUAAUAUUAUAAUUAUUAUCAUCACCAUCAAAUAAACUGGUUGGGUUGGACAACUCAUACUUUUGGCGUGAGACACGGUUUUCAAUUCAGUGUGCUUUAUUGGCAUGUAUUAUACGGCUCUUCAGAAUGUUUAAAGGGAUCUAUUAGCAGAAAUGCAAUCUUCUGUUUAUAAUUAUGUUUUCAAUAUUCUCCGCUGUGCGUCUGCGUCCUGUUCGCCCCGUCGGGAUUUAUUUUUCGAUAAUAACCGCCGCCAAGCUUGUAUGUACUGUCACGCUAGCAUGAACAAAAUAAUCUUUUGACAUUAAUGUAUUUCACGCCAGAAAAUACACCUGUUUUGGUCAAUAUCACCGAUUCUCACGCCAAGGCAGCCUUGAAAGUUGGCUCCCAAGACCUCCAUUCGUUUGGCCCUAAUCAUCUGUCGGCUAGGUUGUUCAGAUGGGAAGUGUUUUGCUGUGACACCCGGAAAUUAGUUACAGUUUGAAAGGGUUGCGCGUCAGCUGCUGCACCAGGUUGCGUAGAAGGCGGCAGAUGGCGGACGCCCAGUGAGGUCAUGAGUCUUCCUCGUAAGCGCAGGGCUGGGGCUUCCAAGCCCAGUUCCACUCGCACCAAGAGCCUGAGAUCCACAGGGAAUGAGUGUGGAACCGGUCCGUCUGCGGACGUUCUGCCACAUACCCUGGCAAACAGAACCCCGAGAACCCCGAGCUCUCUGGCCAAGGAGGCGGAGCCAGAAGGCCAGCCGUGGAGGCGUUCCCCGAGGCUACAGGGCCUCAGUCUGGCGUCCAGUCCUGAAGGCCUAAUACAGAGUGACCGGGACCAGGCUGAGAGUCCAUCUGGAGGUGCAGAGGGACAGAAGGAUGAGCAGGACCUCACUGUGGAUGAGGUGCGUGGCGGAGCUGGGCUGCAGGUUGGCAAGAGGAGAGGAGGAGGAGGAGGGGGGAGGAGGAGAAGAGCUCCAGCCCUGGGGAGGGACGACCCCCCCUCCUCACGGGAGCGGCAGGGGGAGGAGCAGCCGGAGCUGGAGAUCGACAGCGAGCUGGACCGAGACCUGGAGAAUAAAUCCCGCCAGCACAAGUUGACCUCGGCCAAUGUUCGCAGCAUCAUCCACGAAGUGAUCACCAACGAGCAUGUGGUUGCCAUGAUGAAGGCUGCCAUCAAUGAAACUGAACCUGUGCCUGUGUUUGAGCCGACGAUGACUCGCUCCAAGCUGAAGGAGGUGGUGGAGAGAGGAGCGGUCAUUCCCACAUGGAACAUUUCACCAAUCAAAAAGCACAGAGAAGCAAAGACCCAGUUUGUGGACAUUCCCCUGGAGGACGAAGACUCUUCAGGUGAAGAGUACUGUCCAGAUGAAGAUGAUGAAGAUGAAACUGCUGAGGAGACGUUACUGGAGAGUGAUUUGGAGAGUACCUCCUCUUCCCCGCGUGGCGGCAGAAGUGUUCACAGAGUCCAUGAUGAAGACAGACACAGUGGCUCUUACCAGAGGUCACGGCACCUGAGGGUGGAGGUCGUACCCAUGGGCCCCCCCCCCCCGCCCCAGCCCUGCCCCGGGCCUGCCGCCCCCCCCCGGACCGUCACAGAGAGCAGCUUCAUGGAGAAACUCUACGCUGUGGACGAGGAGCUGGCCAUCAGCUCACACUGCAUAGAGCCUUACCAGGCGCUGGGAGGGGGCGGGGCCGUGGGCGGCCAGAUGGCGUUCCGCACGCGCUCAAAGCGCCCGCUGAGGGACGUCCCCAUGGAGGAGCUGGAGGCGGAGCUCCGAUCACCUGACUUCACCCCGGACGUCCCCCGCGCAGGCUCCGCCCUCGAGGACCGCGAGUGGACCCAUUGGCUGCAGGGACUCAUGACCUCCGCCAUGAACAACGAAGAGGAGGCAGACGACGAUGACGAUCCGGAGUAUAACUUCCUGGCAGACACAGACGAGCACGAGCCCGACGUGGAGGACUACAGGAACGACCGCGCCGUACGCAUCACCAAGAAGGAAGUGAAUGAGCUGAUGGAGGAGCUGUUUGAUACUUUCCAGGGAGUGCAGGAGGAAGAGGAGGCUCACGAGGAGGAAGAGGAGGAGAGGGAGGAGGACAAGGAUGAGGAGGACGCCCCGCCUGCACCCCCUCCUAGUGUCAGCAUCCUACACACUGUCCAAUAUGAGAACCCGCUGGCUGAUGUUCUGAAUGAGAGUUAUCGUACCGUGAGGGAGCACCUGGCUGCUCUGCGUCGGCGGCGCGCCCUGCUGGAGAGUCACGGUAUUGCGUGGCCCCCUCCCAGCAGUGCCCCCCCCACCCCCCUGCUGCUGUCACACACACAGAAGAUCCACCUACAGCAGCAAGUACAACAGCAUGUCCAGCUCCUGACUCAGGUGACCAUGCUCUGCAGUCCAGUGGAGAGGUUGAAGACGGAGGCCUCCAUCGCCAGGCAGUUUCUGUCGGAGCUGGAGGUGUUUGCGCAGCGGGGGGAGCAGGUGCGGAGAGCUCAGGAUUCCACCUUCAGCAGCAGCAUCUUCAGAGCCUCCAACCUCCAGGGGGCGCUGUCUCUACUGGAGGAGCUCAGCCACUACACCCCCCAGAGCCCCCCCCUACCCCUCACCCACCCCCCAUACACUCAGGUACACCCUAGACUGCUGUCAUUCCUGAAGAAACCUGCCAGUGGGCGGAGAUUUCCCAUGAUCCCACCCCACCAGGCGUGGCUUAUGGCCACUCGCCCCGCCUUCAUCUACCCAGAGCUCCUCCCCCAUGUCAGCCUAGACCCCGCCCACCACCCCUCCAGCGCCCACAAGAUCAAGAACUUCACCCCUGGGGAGGACUGCCUGAUUGUUCUGGGCCACAGACACUUCAGUGAGACGCCGCGUCCUCUCAAGAUGGCCGCCCACUACCUGCUUGCUGCCAAGACCGUCACUGAGAUCAACAAACAUGUUUACGACGUCUGCCACCGCCUUCCCAACCACGUCAUAUCGUCUUAUUUCCAGCAGAAAAGAGUUCCCAGCAUGCCACAGCCCUGCCGUAGAGUGGAACCGUCUGACCAGCGCCCCCCAGUGGAGAGGGAUGAGAAUAUCAUGCCCCUGUGGCUCUGGGUAAGGCAGUGGUGUUCAGUGAAAUGUGCUAUUAGCGUUAGUCAGUGUAAUGUGCUAUUAGUGUGUGUUUGUGUUUUUUGCUCCUUCUCCAGAAAAGCCUGCAGGGCAUCUAUAAGGCUGUGCUGCACCACGGUGGCCAGCAGGGGGCCUCCUUCCCCAGGGAGUCAGUCCCGAGGAGCAGCGCUAGCGAUCGGGCAAAUCCAUCCGGUGACGACCCCUGCCCCAAAACCCUCCUGCCCCCCCACCCCCGCGGCCGUACAGCUUCCCCCCCGGCGUCCGCUACCCCCCCAGCCUGCCCGAGCGGCUCGUCAUGCAGCCCUGUGGACUCAAGUGGGUGCCCCCCCCCCCGCCGGCCCGACACCCCCCGGUGCUCCCGCCAAACCUUCCCCCCGCCCCCCAAAACGCCGGGAGCGACUCUUCACCCCCACCUGGAGGCAGGAGGGCAAACUGCUCCAACCCAUCCAGCCCGCGCCCGCGCCCGCGCCCCCCCCACCCUCACACACACCGCCCCUGACUCCACCACCAGCCCCCAGUGCCCCCCCAGGGAGGUGUGUGAGGGGGAGGGGAGGGGCGUCGGCAUGUGUGAGGGGGAGGGGAGGGGCGUCGGCGUGUGUGAGGGGGAGGGGAGGGGCGUCGGCGUGUGUGAGGGGGAGGGGAGGGCCUGUCCUGGGGCUGGGCGGGGUGAUCAUCAGCCUGCCGGUCUCCGCCCCUCUGGUGUGUCCCAUGGUUAGGGUUCUCAACCCGCCCCCUCUGGUCACACCUGCUCUGGGAUUGGCUCCCCCCCUCACUCCUCAAGCCACCCCAUUGGGCGAGAGUCUGGUCAGUCAGCAGCACUGCGACACCCUGAUAGGACGACACAAGCUGCUGGCUCCGCCCCUCCCUCAGCUGGUGCUGGUCCGCCCCCCCACUGUGAGAAUGGACCACAGCCACUCAGGUGGCAAGAGGAUGACCUCACGCAGACACACUGAGGAAGAGGAGGAGGAGGAAGAGGAGGAGCAGGAGGAGGAGGAGGAGGACAACGCAACAGAGGAGAGAGAUGAUGAGGAGACCAUAGAGAGACUGUCAUGGCUGGCGUGGAAGGGGCGGUGCGAUGCUGAGAAGAGAUCAGGACAGGAGAAGAGUCUGAAGAAGAAAACCAACUCUACAUCAGACUGCCAGAGAGCACCCCCUCCUGGAGACAGGCGGAACGACGAGCCGGAAGUGGGCUGUGAGGAGGCACCUGUCUCACUCUCUGGGGACGAGGCACCCGUCUCACUCUCUGGGGACGCUGGCCUUGAAGUCUCACUGUCUGUGGACGAGGCACCUGUCUCACUCUCUGCGGACGCUGGCCUUGAUGACGACCCACGGAAGGAAACCAAAGAUGUGGCGUUUGCUCAGGCCUACCUGCAGAAGGUGUGUGAGGCCCUCCAGGAGGAUCCUGGGAAGGUGGAGGAGUUCCUGGGGGUGCUGAAGGCGUGUGAGCGCGAGGACCGGACGGCCGUGGAGCUCUACCAGAGACUGCGACCGCUGCUCCAGCACUGGCCAGACCUGCUGCAGGACUUCAGCGCCUUCCUGCAGCCUGAGCAGGCCAAUCAGUGCGGUCUGUUGGCGGAGCAGCGGGCGUUCGAGCGCAGUCGGCGGUUCCUGAGACGACUUGAGUUGAGCUUCGGGGAGAGUUCAGCGCUCUACCGCCAGGUGGUGAGGAUACUGAGAGGAGGCGCCAACCACAGGGGCAUCACCGAGGUCAAAGGUCAGAUAUCCACGGUUUUAGGAAGCCACGCCCACUUGCUGGAGGAAUUCUGGGUAUUCUUCCACCGGCUCCACCCCCAGGUCUCUGACACUGAGAGUGAACGGCAGCACAGUCAGCCAAUCAGAUCCAACAUCCAUUCACAAGAGGCGGAGCAUCUAAAUGUCCUGCCCCAUAGUGUAGGAAGCUGGAGGCUCGUAGCCCCAGAGAACAUGGGCCCAGGUGACCCCAGAGAGAGCCCCCCAGGUGACCCCAACCGGAGGCAGGGCGGGGGGGACACGGCACCCGACCCAGAGACCGUGUGCGCCAAGAACAUCUCCCUCAUGCCCAGCGGGGAGAGAGUGGUUCUCUGGACACGGGAGGCGGACCGCGCCAUCCUGACGGCCUGUCAGCAGCAGGGAGCCAAUCAGAGGACGUUCUGUGCUGUGUCCGCCCAGCUGGGCAACAAGACAGCCAAUGAGGUGUCUGUGCGAUUUCAUGACCUGAUGCGGUUAUUCCACACGUCGUCUUCCAGACAGCGGCACUCCAGCGAAGACGACAGCGACAGCGACACCUCCACCUCCACCUCCACGUCCGCCAGCUCAAAAGAGCAGGAACCGGACUGAACAGAACCCAGCAUUACAGCUCUAGGACCGGAGCAGUACCAAGCUGGUGGACAGGCGCUGGGUCCACACACACACACACACACACACACACACACAGACACACACACACACAGACACAGACACACACACACACACACACACACACACCCAGACGUAGAGGAUCGGCCCGGCGCAGGCUCUCUGUGUUCCGCUGUGCAGCACCAGCAGCAGCAUCCUCUAGGGGGCGCCACUGUUCCGCUGUGCAGCAGCAGCAGGUCUUCCUCUGUGGCCGUGGUCAUUGUCAGAGCAUCCUCUAGGGGGCGCCACUGGUCUUCCUCUGUGGCCGUGGUCAUUGUCAGAGCAUCCUCUAGGGGGUGCCACUGUUCCGCUGUGCAUCAUCAUCAGCAGCAGGUCUUCCUCUGUGGCCGUGGUCAUUGUCAGAGCAUCCUCUAGGGGGUGCCACUGUUCCGCUGUGCAUCAUCAUCAGCAUCAGGUCUUCCUCUGUGGCCGUAGUCAUUGUCAGAGCAUCCUCUAGGGGGCGCCACUGGUCUUCCUCUGUGGCCGUGGUCAUUGUCAGAGCAUCCUCUAGGGGGCGUUAUGAGGCACCACUCCAGCCCAGUGGUUUUUAUUUAUGUAUUUAUUUAUGUAUUUAUUUAUUUAUUCUGUCCUGGAAUACCAGGGGCCUUGUCCCUCUCGCCUGGUGUGUGUGUGUGCUGCUGGAAGAAGUGCCAUAUUAUUAUAUAUAUUAUUAUAUAUAUUAUAUUAUAUAUUAUUAUACACCAAGCAGGCUGCAGGUCACUCUACACGUGCCACUGAAUAUUGUACAGUGUACAGGAUGCUUUUAUAAGUGAUGACUAUUGUUUGUAUAAUCACAGAAAGGUUGUUGUUGUUGCCUGAUUAAAAUCUU
This is a messenger RNA of Clupea harengus (Atlantic herring), 6594 nucleotides long. It is a transcript of the gene gon4la, whose product is annotated as gon-4 like a. Gene Ontology annotation, molecular function: transcription coregulator activity. Gene Ontology annotation, cellular component: nucleus. Gene Ontology annotation, biological process: regulation of DNA-templated transcription. Lineage: Eukaryota; Metazoa; Chordata; Actinopteri; Clupeiformes; Clupeidae. The record is from RefSeq and is a predicted model, not a curated record.